This is a messenger RNA of Melanotaenia boesemani (Boeseman's rainbowfish), 7117 nucleotides long. RefSeq names its product ankyrin repeat domain 12 (gene ankrd12). Bases 224 to 6052 code for a protein of 1942 amino acids. The transcript is spliced from 13 exons. Gene Ontology annotation, cellular component: nucleoplasm. Gene Ontology annotation, molecular function: protein binding. NCBI's taxonomy places the organism in Eukaryota, Metazoa, Chordata, Actinopteri, Atheriniformes, Melanotaeniidae. The record is from RefSeq and is a predicted model, not a curated record.
AGAGAACGACAGACGAACGGCUGGGAUGUUUUCAAAACCAGCGAUGAACGUCACACAGCCGUAGGCUACGGUUAACGUCCAAUAUUUAGGAAAUAACCGUUAAUUUUGCGCAAUAUUCACAAAUAGAGAAACGUGAAUGAAUCACCGGGCCGUGUAACCCAGCUUAAAGGUGCAUGAUGAACCGACUGUACUGUAGCUGUCUAAGCUAGUCAGGUGCCACACCAUGGCCAAACCUGGGAGCGACCGAGAUGGAGCCAUGGUGGAUAAGCAGGCGGGGAAGAAGAGCAAAGACAAGUUGUCCCCUUUCACCAAAACUCCAAAGUUGGACCGGGGUGAGUUACUGGGGAAGGAAGGGAAAGCCAAGUCUUCCAUGAAGCGCAAGCUCUCCUUCACCACAAGUCCGCCCCGGACAGAGGAGCGGGACUCAGACACCGAUGACUCAGACCCAGGCCAGUCGAGUGAGACCUGGGGAGAGAGAUUAGUGCCUCCCUGCAGGAUAUACGCAGAUAAAGAUGGACCAGAUAAGAAGAAGCUGAAGAAGGAAGCUGGGAGCAAAAAGUCCCAGGCACCUAACCUUUUGUUUGGGUAUCCACUGUCGGAGCGCAAGCAGAUGGCUCUCCUCAUGCAAAUGACUGCCAACAGUCCAGACUCCACACCGAGUCACCCGUCACAAACAACCCCUGUGCAGAAGAAAGUCCCCAGCAGCGCCUCGUCUCGACAAAAAGACAAAGUCAACAAGAGGAACGAGCGCGGGGAGACUCCCCUUCACAUGGCAGCAAUCCGGGGAGAUGCCAAGCAAGUUAAAGAGCUCAUUAGCCUCGGAGCUGAUGUCAAUGUCAAAGACUUUGCAGGCUGGACUCCUCUUCACGAAGCUUGUAAUCUUGGUUACUAUGAUGUGGCCAAAGUUUUGAUAGCAGCAGGCGCAGAGGUGAACACGCAGGGUUUGGAUGACGACACGCCACUCCACGACGCUUCCAGCAGCGGGCACAAAGACAUUGUGAAACUCCUCCUUCGUCAUGGCGGUAACGCCUUCCAAGCCAACAAGCGUGGUGAGCGGCCGGUGGAUGUGGCCGACUCUCAGGAGCUGGAACAGCUCCUAAAGGGAGAGGUGCCGCUAUCUGAUCAAGACGACAGCUCCUCAGAAUCUGAAGACCCACCAUCUGUUAAUCCGUCCAGUGUGGACGACAACAUGGAGGAUUCUGACACCGAGAAGGACUCGGAUGGCAAACCUGCCACGAAAGCAUCGUCGUCCGUGCCAGGGCUGGACGAGUAUGAGUUUAAGGAUGAGGAAGAGGAGGAGGAUUUCAGUAAAGCUCUGAACGACAGGCACAUCCUCAGGAGGGAACUGCGGCAGCGAGAGAAGGAGGACAAAGAUAGGAAUCACGUGGCGGGAAAGCAGAGCAGCAAAGGGGAUUCUUCCUCCAAGUCCAAAAAGCAAAAGACGUCUCGCGUGCACUGCAACUCUGACACUUCCAGCGACGAAAUGGAGAGCUUGUCGGAAAAAAGAAACUCGCCCACCUGCUCUCAGAGCUCAGAGAGCCACAGGCCAGACACGAGGUCAAAAAAGGACAAUGUUGAACAGAAAGAGAAAGGCAAAGUAAAGAGGAAGAGUAAAAGCCAGAAUAAAAACAAGGAAAACCAAGAGGAUGGGAAAGAGAACAGUAAAACUUUAGUCCUGUCUCUUGCAACUGUAUCUGAGAGCACCGAAAAGGGUCGGGAAGAGGACUCCUUCAAGAUGUCUUUCAGUCCUAAAGAUGACUCUUCCGUCCACCUCUUCCAUUUGUCAUCCAUCAAAUCACCAAAACUGAACCACAGCCUGGCAGAUAAACAAACGCCACUCAAACAGGAAAAUACCAAGACGUGCGUUUCCAUCAGCGACGGCUCGUGUCCGAUCGACGGUGUUAAAUACAACCACUACACAGAUGCAGAUUACUGCACUGAAAGCUCCAGCACCAAGGGGUGUAAGCACAAGGAAAAAAGCAAGCAUCAACAGAAAGACUGCAAUGUGGAUGGAGACGACGGUCAUAUGAGCCCCUACAAAGACGGCGGCAUAGGAAACAGUAUGGACAGCUGUGAAGGUGCCUUACGGAAGACGGAUUUAGAUGGCAAAGUCGUGAAGAAGCAUAAGCUGAAACACAAGGAGAAGGAUAAACACAGGAGGGAGUACGAGGCCGAGAGGAACCGCCACAAGCAAAAGGAGGCCAGGAAAGACGGCCACAGGAAUUUGGAGUUUGACAGAGAGUUCUGGAAAGAAAAUUUUUUCAAAAGUGAUGAGACAGAUGAUCCUCUGGGAGCGAAAAAGGAAGGCGAAGACAACAGCUCGCUUCAGAAGUCGGCUGAUUCCUCUCCUGUUAAAGAUGAGAGAAACGUGAAGGAGAAACACCCCGGCGGCAAGGAAAAGAAGCCCAGAGAGGAGCGAGAGAAAGACAAGGUCAUGAAAAAAGAGCGAAAGGAGGUUGCCAGUAAAGAAGAGAAGGUGAAGGAUUCAAAGCUGAAUGAGCAUGACGAGAAGGUGGACUGUCACAGCUCAGGGCGGCUUCCAGAGGAGUUGAUGCAGAGCAACAGCAUGAAAGAAGAGACGGAAGAGAAACCCAUAAGUGGAAUCACAGCUGAUCAGGAACAGCUGGAGCCUUCUGAAAAAGGCUCACGUGAGAAACCUGACAAGAGGCUCCCAGGAAAGGAUAAGGACUCAGAAAAAAUGGAGAAAAGACAUCCUGACAAGGAAAAAAAGAUCAAAACCGAGCACUCUGACAAAGCAGAACCACAGAAUUCAGUGGACCGUUGGAAAGAAAAAGAGAGAACAGGAGCUAUUUCUUCCCUCUCACCCGGAGAUAAAAGCUACAGAGAGAAUGAAAAACUGAAAUCUUUAUCCACAGCAAAAAAGCAUGACGAUGGCAGGAAAAAUAAAGAUAAGUUUGACAAGCGAGCAGACAGAGAGUAUGGUGCUGGAGAUCACAAAGAAAAAGAUCGUGGAAACACUGAUAGGAGAGGAAAACCUCUGGAGAAGAUCACAGAUCACAGCAAAUCUGAUCGCGCUAAAGAAAAGGACUGCGACAGGAAAAAGAGAGAUAAGAUAAAAGAUGGAAGUCUUUCCUCCAGCUCCAAUCUGAAGUUACUUUUAGAGGAGAAGAAGAGUUAUCUCUCUGAGAGCAGCAAGGUCUUGACCCCAAAAUCAAAGGAGGAAGUUGUUAGAACUCCAGAGAAAGACCGUGACCGGCGGGACCGAGACAGAGACUCAGAGAGACACAAAGACAAGGACAAAGACCGCCACAAAGACCGCUCCCAGCAGGCUAGGAUCAGCAAGACCAAACCCAGCGAGGGGGAUGCAGACAAGACCAAAUCAAAAGCUCCUUCAGCAACACGAGACGGCAAGCCCAAAGAAAAACGACUUGUGAAUGAUGACCUGAUGCAGACCAGCUUCGAGCGAAUGCUCAGCAUGAAGGACCAAGAGAUUGAGCUGUGGCAUCGGAAACAUAUGGAAAAAAUCAAGCAGAAAGAGCGGGAGAGGCUUAAACAGCGGCCUCCAGCUGAUCCAGGGAAGUCCAAACCUAAGGAUAGAACCAAGCCAGAUCCAUGUUUAAGUAAGGAGCUAAACCGAUCAAAAAGCUCUGAAUCAUCUGACGUUCAUAGCAAAGAGAAAUCCCUGAAGGAUGGCACGAGUCCCAGAUCGUUGUCUCUUGAUGGGAAGAGUCUGCCCGCUAUCGGCGCUAAAGUCAUGUCCGCAGUGGAAAACUGUCUGAGCAGAUCACCCCGGCCAGAUGGGGAACGUUGUGGCCUCAUGUCAAGGUCUGUGUCCUUAUUAUCUGUAGCCAGCUCCGAGGAUUCCUGCCAAGCCACAACAUUAACACCAAGAGUCACCGAGUACGACUCUGAUGUGAACUUGGAAGCCUCGGACUCCCAGCCCGCAUUUCUCCAGUCUUCCCUCGUCAUCCAAGCCGCCAGGUCGCCAUCUGUACAUGACAAAGAUUGCAACAGUCUUCCAGAUGUCCCCCAGAGUAACCGGACAUUGCUGUCGGGCAGACACGAAUCCCCGUAUCUCAGGGCAAUUCUGGACGAGGACACCAAUUCAUCAUUGGCCGAAGCAAAAGCUGUUGACCAGCUCAGUUCUGGCUUGACUGUCAUCACAGAAGAGGAGCUGAGAAACAAAGACGUCUCAGAACCUGAUGAAAGCAUCGAGAAUCAACAAUAUUCAAAUCCAGUUUCUGAUCCAGUCACAGAUGGGGAAGGGAGCACAUCUGAAUGCUUAACAACACAGCUGUUAACCAGAGAUCUUCCAUGUAAAAACCCCACACUUCCACAGUGCAGCGCCUCUCAAACGGGUUCAGCAGAGCUGAAAACUCCUCCUUUCUCUGAUCCUGCUGUUGUGAAAGAUGUCCCGUGUCUGACGGAAAACACACAGGCUGAAUGUAGUAACAAAGAAUCUGAGUUAUCCUUCAUUUCUGCAGCUUCUCCAGCUGCUGAGCCGUCAACAAACACAAAAACCUUCCAGCCAAAAGAACCGCUCCCAUCCUCUGGUACCGAGAACCAACAGCAGUCAGAAGCAAGAAGCGCACAGCUUUCUGACCAGAAACCUGUGGAGAAUCUUGAUAGACCAGAACAAGAUAAUCCAGAGACAAGCUCAGAAACCCUAAAACCAGAAGGGUUGGGGAGUCCAGUACCGUCCACCAGCUCACACAUUUCUAGCUCUGUAGCAGAGGGGGGGUCCUCACCAGGUUUUAGCAAAACUGAGUCCAGAUGUUCUCAAGAAGAUAUAAUAAAUAAUCAAGACCUUCAAGACUGCAAGAAAUCAAGACCUUCCAGUGACAAUGCAGGCCCAAGUUUGGACAUCCAGAUGGAGGACAGCUUGCCCUGUCCAAGUCCUGAACACCAGGCUGAGGAGAUGACUUGCAUCCCACAGAGCUCAGAGAACAUCAGCUGUUCUGAAAGUUCUUCAGUGGAAGGCAGCAUCGGUGCAGAGGGCCCAUCCGAAUCUAAAGCCGAGCUCCACUCAGAGCCGAUGGAGGUCACGUCGGCGGACGACAAGCCAGAGUCGUCGUCAUCAUCGUCAUCGUCAGAAGAGUUUAGUCAAAGCUCCGUCCAGCCAGCGGCUCAGACGGACAGCAGCAACACCUCAGGAAGCUCCUCUCCACAAUCUGGAGACAGAGAGCCUGAUAUCUCAGGGGCCAAGAUUAAAGUUCGCUCUGCAGACGAAGAAGUGGACAUGCAAGUGCCCCAUCCACGCAAGAGGAAAAUGCCCAAGCUGUCAACCACCCAGACGUGCCCCACGGCUCAGCAGGAGAAGGAGACGGAUCAGCAGUCUCUGGCAGCUAUUGUGGACUCUAUAAAACUGGAGGAGAUCGAGCCCUACCAGACCGAGAGAGCCAACCCAUACUACGAGUUCCUGCACAUACGCAGAAAGAUCGAGGAGAAGCGCAAAGUGUUGUGCAGCGUUGCACCCCAACCACCACAGUAUUACGAUGAAUAUGUAACCUUCAAUGGAUCCUACCUCCUGGACGGGAACCCACUCAGCAAACUCUGUAUACCAACAAUAACUCCACCUCCAUCGUUACCCGAGCAGCUAAAAGAGAUGUUCAAGCAGCAAGAGGUGGUCCGAAUGAAACUACGACUGCAGCACAGCAUCGAAAGGGAAAAGCUGAUUGUUUCAAAUGAGCAGGAAGUUUUACGGGUCCAUUACCGGGCAGCAAGAACACUAGCCAAUCAGAGUCUGCCUUUCAGUGCCUGCACCGUGUUAUUGGAUGCAGAAGUGUACAACAUGCCUCAAGACGUCCAGAAUGAUGAUGGUAAAACGUCUGUAAGAGACCGGUUCAACGCCAGACAGUUCAUGUCCUGGUUACAAGACGUCGAUGAUAAGUUUGACAAACUGAAGACAUGUCUCCUGAUGAGGCAGCAGCACGAGGCGGCGGCUCUGAACGCCGUGCAACGUUUGGAGUGGCAGCUCAAGCUGCAGGAGCUGGACCCGGCCACCUACAAGUCCACCAGCAUCUUCGAGAUCCCCGAGUUCUACAUUCCGCUCGUGGAGGUCAACGACGACUUCGACCUGACCCCGAUAUGAGCCGCAGGACAUGCUUGCUUUGCCACAGCGGCGGGCAAAUUACCGACACGAGCGGCAGACGGCGCAUUCAAACAGGAAAGGAAAAUGUGAAGCACUUAGAAUGUGGCGCUAAAACAACAGAGCACUUAGUAAAUAGAGAUUUUUACUCCAAAGCUCUUGACAGUGAUUAGUAGGAAAACCACGGGGACGAGGAGCGAGGACUGAGCGGGAAAACCGGGGUCCAGGUCGCAGAAGACGUCCAGGGAUCAGAGACCAGGAUCUGGGCCGGGUGGAGCAGAGCACCUGUCGCUGCUGCUCAUCAAGCAGGGUCACACAACCGAAAGAUUUCAAUUGUUUUCAGAGUGUUCAUACAUUGUGUACAGACUGUGCUCUUAAUUUUUUUUUAACUUAUUUUAUACAUAAAAAAUGUGCAUUUGUAAAUAGUCAUGUAAUUAUUGUUUCAAACCUGUAAAAACAAAAAGUAAUAGAUAUUUUGAUUGUAAACUUGUUUCGUCUGAUGUUUUAAUGGACCAAAGUUUUUUUUUUUUAUAUCGAGUGUCCUCGUCCGUGAUGUUCUCGUUGUUGUUGGCUUAAACUCUUAAGCGUGUGUUGGCUUUUGUUGUGUUUUUUUCCUUUUAGCCAUUUCUUCCCUCCUCAUCUGGAGCUCCACGCCACAGCUGGUGUUUUUUGACUUUGGCAAUUAAAUGCUGUGCAUGCGUUGCAAUGUUUGUACUUUUUUUCUAAAGAGCUGUACUGUGGACUUAAUUGUGAGGUUUACUAAAGUGUUCCAGCUAUUUUAAUUUUUUUUUCCCCCUCUCCCAACAUUGUGUUACGUCUCUUUUGCAGCCUCACUCCUCAUGUGUUGUCCACCGUGUCUUGCGCACAUUAAAGUCUGUUGUGGCUUCCAAGGAAAAAAAAAAUACUUUUACAGUUUCAAUGUGAGAUCACAACAAAUCCUAUUUUUUCAACAUAAUGCCUUUUGAACGAUAGUUCUAAAAAAAUGUCUAUUUUAAUAUUUACUUGUUACAUGACUUGUACAUAUUUGUAAUAUAUAAUUGAAUAAAUUUUAUUUGUUGUGAAAUUAAA